UUGACGCUGAGCGAUCGAGGGAGAAGCAGUUUUCUAUUGUGGCGAGGAUUGAGUUUACAGUUGUACAGUUAUAUAAUUUCGUUCUCGUUUGGUGUCUUGACAGCGGAUACCGUCUGUGCUAUUGAUAAGCAGCCGUAUACGUCGGAAUGGCCGAACAGAGUGCCAGGUAUCAGCAGCUGCCCAAUGAGGAGGACCCAGAGGAGAGUCCACAGGCUGUAGCUGAUGCUCCACCUCCGUACAGCAGUAUCGCAGCGGUCAAUGCUGCAUUCUUUGAAUACAAGGAAGAUGGGGCUUUCCCCAAGCCCCCGUCAUACAACGUGGCAACGACGCUACCUUCCUAUGAUGAAGCAGAAAGAACCAAGGCUGAGACUACUGUUCCCUUGGUAACCGGAAGACAGCAGACUCAGCACAGGGAACGCCUGGAGACUUUUGACGAUGUAAUUCGCAGUUCACUGGAGGAUGAUGAAUUUGUGACCAGAGAUGACUUUGAAGAUGCCGAUCAGCUGAGGAUAGGAAAUGACGGCAUCUUCAUGCUCACUUUCUUCAUGGCAUUCCUGUUCAACUGGAUUGGUUUCUUCCUGUCCUUCUGCCUGACCACCUCAGCAGCCGGCCGCUACGGGGCCAUCUCAGGCUUCGGCCUCUCCCUCAUCAAAUGGAUCCUAAUAGUCCGGUUCUCCACAUACUUCCCUGGUUAUUUUGACGGACAGUACUGGCUGUGGUGGGUGUUCCUGGUGUUGGGCUUCUUGCUCUUCCUUCGAGGAUUCAUCAACUACGCCAGAAUCCGCAAGAUGGCCGACACCCUCUCCACCCUGCCCCGCACCCGGGUCCUCUUCAUCUACUGAGAUCAGAGAUCAGCAUCAUCAUCACCUUUUCCUCUCUCUCUUUUUCAAUGAGACAUACCCAUUAGUAUGUCUUCUUGACAUGAUUUGGACAAUUCAGAGCCUGUCGUCCCCUCUUGGUGUAAAAUAGUGAAUGCUGACACUUCUGUAAAACCUUUAAGUUGUUAGUGGUUAAAUGUUAAGUGCUAUUUACAAUUAUGAAGUGAGUGACGUACAAAUUAAUGCCUUAUUUACGGUUUCUUCGUAGCAGCAGCAUGCACUGUUUUCUUGUUGGCCACCAGGGGGCAGUCUUGCACAUGUUAUGAUUUUUUCCAUCAGUCUUCGAUAUGAUGAAGUCAUUUGUAUAGAAAAAAAGUGUUUCUCUGCCCAAGGGUUGGUGGGAAAUUUGGGGGUUAUGUGUUGAUUUAUGCAAUGUGAAUUAAUGUAUUUUAACCUUUCUGAUUAUUGCUUUUUAAUUCCUUGUGAAAUAAUAUAUAUUUUCAGUUUGCUGAGUUUAUCAGGUAAAAUGUGUCUGAAAAGGGAACAUGAUCAGCCGGGGUCUUCUCUGAGAUCUCCUUUGACGUUAUAUUGGCCGGUUUUCUCAAAGCAGUUUCCCCCAUGAAUUAACUGUUGUAGAUUAUUCUGUGCACUGUACUUAGAAAUGUGUUUUCCCUCUGUUCUGUACAUGUGAGGGGUGUCAGUCUGUAUCGUUGGAUGCAGAGCUUCUAUUACAGACUGGUGUUUACUGCCUUGCUCAUGGACAGUGCAAAGAUGAGUGGUUAAAUAAUAAGUCUGUCACUGGAAUCAGAUGUACAAUUGGACGUUUCUGCUCAAAUAAAUGAUCCCAAAGUCCUGUCCAAGUCACUGGCACCCCACUGUUUUUCAACGAGGGAAAAAAUGUUGGUACUUACAGAUGUUGGUAGGAAUCCCUGCCCUGUGAAGAACAAGAAAUAGAUUCGUGGUUUUUUUUCAUGACCUAACAAUGAAAUAUUAAAGUUACUGUUUUUAUUUUGA
Molecule: messenger RNA, 1832 nt
Organism: Sphaeramia orbicularis (orbiculate cardinalfish)
Lineage: Eukaryota; Metazoa; Chordata; Actinopteri; Kurtiformes; Apogonidae
Gene: ndfip1l
Product: Nedd4 family interacting protein 1, like
Exons: 8
Coding region: 147-842 (231 amino acids)
Biological process (GO): ubiquitin-dependent protein catabolic process; positive regulation of protein ubiquitination; metal ion transport
Cellular component (GO): Golgi apparatus; perinuclear region of cytoplasm; endoplasmic reticulum
Molecular function (GO): WW domain binding
Source: RefSeq, a predicted model, not a curated record